AGAGUGUGAUUGGUGGAUUGAGACGAGAGAGAAGCCGCCGGCCAGCAGCGGAGAGGCAAAAUUCAGACAAGGACAAGAUGACCAGUCAUUCAGUGACCAUCCCCAUGGUCUGCUUCACUAUCUUCUGGGGGCUCGUGGGCUUUGCUCUGCCUUGGUUUGUCCCGAAGGGUCCCAACAGAGGCGUAAUAAUAACCAUGAUCGUGACCACAGCUGUUUGUUGCUACUUGUUCUGGCUCAUCGCCAUCCUGGCUCAGAUGAAUCCGCUGUUUGGCCCUCAGCUCAAGAACGAAACUAUCUGGUAUCUCCGCUACUUCUGGGAAUAAGAGAGAAUUGCAUUGGACCCGUCAAUGAUGCUGAUUGACCACCUGAACGUUUCCAGGCUAUCCCGUUGUCUCUUCAUUCCCCACAAACAUCACACCUAGUAAGACGUUUUGUCACAAGAGAUUGUUUUUUUUUUAACUCUUCCAUAGAAGUAAACUUCUGGCUUUCGUUUCUGACCAAGGUCCAGCGCACCAAGUGAUAAUUGCUGCCUCACCAAAUCCAAGGAGCCCCCCCCCCCCGCCCAGGGACAAUCACAAAGAUUUUGUGAAUUUUGGUUUGAGGAGAUUGUAAUUCAACUGUGUGCCAUCCUCAGAUACAGUUUGCUGUUGUUUCUUUUACCUUGUAAUUGAAAUACCUCCCAGGAACCUGCUCCCAUUCAGAGGUCUCAAUUUCAUUUUUUAGCAGAUUAAGGAAAUUUCUGGCCAUUGUGGAGUGUAGCUAUACUGUGAUGCUAUAUUUAAGUUUUGCUGUGAUAAAUCGUGUAACAAUGUUUUGAUCUGUAAGGGAGUAUUUAUUUUGUUGAGCAGUAUAUUUCUGAGUAUAUUAAAAGUAAGAAUUGA
Messenger RNA from Carcharodon carcharias (great white shark), 881 nucleotides. RefSeq names its product V-type proton ATPase subunit e 2. Gene Ontology annotation, cellular component: proton-transporting V-type ATPase, V0 domain. The coding region runs from base 78 to 323 and encodes 81 amino acids. The record is from RefSeq and is a predicted model, not a curated record. Gene Ontology annotation, molecular function: proton-transporting ATPase activity, rotational mechanism. The transcript is spliced from 4 exons. NCBI's taxonomy places the organism in Eukaryota, Metazoa, Chordata, Chondrichthyes, Lamniformes, Lamnidae. Gene Ontology annotation, biological process: proton transmembrane transport.